AUGUGCACCAUGGAUAUGCCCUCUACUACAUGUACUGCUGGCUCUGCCGGACCUCUUUCCUUUGACCGACUGAAGCGUGCUACCCUUGGUGGUCUCAAGUUCAGCCUGGGUCGAUCCAAUUCGUUUACCGCUGCCAAGAGGAACAAUAGCAAUGCCAGCAACAGCAGCAGCAAGAGUUUGGACCCUCCGCCACAGGCAGAUGCGCUCAAUCACUCGGAUCACGGAGCUUCGUCUUCUUCAGGUCGUGGCUCUCGCUCUCAUCAAACGCGUCGCAAAGCGCAGCAAGACGCCUUUGAUGCGCUCAUGAAGGACUGCGAUACCUUUGAUAUCAUUCUCCAAGAUCAGACUACGCCUACACAGAAGGAACCUGCUGCUCCAGCUACUACUGCCACUAGUACUGCUACUGUCGUUCCCAGCAAAACAACUGGUGGACGUUCCCACAGAAAUCGCAGAGCCCAACAAGAUGCGUUCUUGAAUCUCAUGAAGGACUGUGAUACAUUUGCCGUCAUUCAAGAUGAAGCAGGUCGAGUCAGCAGUGGCAAAAACAAGACACCACGAGCGGCCUGA
Messenger RNA from Seminavis robusta, 567 nucleotides. The record is from the annotation of a GenBank genome assembly. NCBI's taxonomy places the organism in Eukaryota, Bacillariophyta, Bacillariophyceae, Naviculales, Naviculaceae.